Trachymyrmex septentrionalis is the source of this 4060-nucleotide messenger RNA. RefSeq names its product putative fatty acyl-CoA reductase CG5065. Lineage: Eukaryota; Metazoa; Arthropoda; Insecta; Hymenoptera; Formicidae. The record is from RefSeq and is a predicted model, not a curated record. Bases 590 to 2140 code for a protein of 516 amino acids. Gene Ontology annotation, molecular function: alcohol-forming very long-chain fatty acyl-CoA reductase (NADP+) activity. Gene Ontology annotation, biological process: long-chain fatty-acyl-CoA metabolic process. Gene Ontology annotation, cellular component: peroxisome. The transcript is spliced from 8 exons.
UUGCAAGCAGCGAACACAUGAGAUGCGCAGAACGUAGCUAGCUUCAGCGUGCGCAGCGGUUGGCCAGCCUGAGAAGGGGUAUUUGGCAGUUCAUCGAAGAUGGCGGACGCGAUUGGCACGCGAGGGGCGCUACCUAAAGAGCGGCGAGUACGUGAAAAACCGGUGAUUCUGUGUUAAGGCGAUACUGCCAGCGACGGACGUACACAGCGUAAAUAUCGCAAAACAGGAGAAGGUGGCCCACGAUCGAGCAGAGACAACGAGUUUGCCAGCAAAGGACGCGAUAUGAAUUCGAUGGACACUGAAUUUAAUCGCAAGCCGCUUGAAGAAUCACCGUACAACAUAUACAUAUUUAAAAAAGAGCUGUCGCGCCAUACGCAGGUGCUGUAUCCUUAUCUAUAAAGGCUAUCUCAUCAUCACGUCGUUUCUCACAAGAACUAAACAAAUUGAAAGCAAUCAUCAAAGCAAGAUCAGAAACGUGGAAGACAACGUUACUCUCACGGUAACAGAGAAGUGUAAAGUACUUUCUGUCUGAAAGUAAUUUAAAGAAAUUGAACGAAAUAAUUCAGGCCCGUGUUCGGCAAAUAGUGAUAUGGCCACGAUGGCUGGCAGUGAAUAUACAUCCGUAAAGGACUUUUACAGAGAUAGGUCGAUUUUCAUAACUGGAGCAACAGGUUUUAUGGGCAAGGUUCUUGUCGAGAAGCUACUGAGAUCCUGUCCGGAUAUCAAAAACAUCUAUCUUCUAAUGAGACCUAAAAAGGGCCAAAAUGUGCAAGAGAGGUUACAAGAACUUUUAAACGGACCGCUUUUUGAAAAAUUACGGCGGGAUUCUCCUGGCGAACUUUCCAAAAUCAUACCUGUAGCUGGCGAUAUUACGGAGCCAGAAUUGGGCAUUUCAGCAGAUGAUCAAAAUAUGUUAAUAAGAUCCGUGUCGAUCGUUUUUCAUUCAGCGGCUACCGUCAAAUUUGACGAGGCUUUGAAGCUCUCAGUUACCAUAAAUAUGUUGGGCACCAAAAGAUUGGUUCAAUUAUGCAACCGCAUGCAUAAUGUGGAGGCAUUCAUUCAUGUAUCAACGGCAUACUGCAAUUGUGAUCGGAACGAUGUUGCCGAAGAGAUUUAUCCGGUAGGACGGGAACCCGAUCAGGUGAUCGCUCUGACAGAGUGGAUGGAUGACAAAAUGUUUGAAGAAUUUACACCGAAUCUGAUCGCCAGCCGACCAAAUACGUACACAUUUACCAAAGCAUUGGCCGAGCGAAUGCUCCAGCGGGAAAAGGGUUCUUUACCGGUGGCGAUUGUCAGGCCAUCGAUCGUAUUGUCGUCGUAUAGAGAACCAGUUGCCGGUUGGGUGGACAAUUGUAACGGCCCCACAGGGAUUAUCGCCGCCGCUGGGAAAGGUUUCUUCAGAACUAUGCUGUGUCACGAGGAUAAGGUGGCGGAUCUGGUGCCCGUCGACAUUGUGAUCAACCUAAUGAUUUGCGCGGCAUGGAGGACCGCUACGCAGCGUACCGACACCAUUCCGAUUUAUAACUGUUGCACCGGUCAACAAAAUCCUAUAACCUGGAAGCAGUUCGUCGACUUGUCAUUCAAAUAUUGUCGGCUACACCCGGUGAACGAUGCGCUCUGGUAUCCGGACGGUCGAUGUCGCAGCUCCAUGAUAAUAAACAAAUUGUGCGUGAUAUUUCAGCAUACGCUACCUGCGUAUAUCUUAGAUAUCCUCGCUCGACUCAAGGGUUCGCGGCCUAUAAUGGUCCGCGUACAGACGAAACUUUCCAAAGCCGCCAAGUGUUUGGAGUACUUCAGUACGAAACAGUGGAAUUUUAGAGACGACAACGUACGACGACUGGGUGAACAACUCAGUCCGGAGGAUCGGGAAACAUUCAUGUUUGACGUCAGAGAAAUUUACUGGCCAUCGUACUUGGAGCAUUACAUUCUGGGUAUACGACAGUUUAUCUUAAAAGAGAGUCCAGACACACUGCCAGCUGCUCGUUCAUACAUCACAAAACUGUAUUGGCUUCACAAAGCCGUGCAAUUCGGGAUACUAGUAAUAAUGCUACGAGUCCUGUUGUUACGCAAGUCUGCAGCGCGAGGAGCCUUUUUUUCGCUGCUGUCCAUCGUACUUCGCAUGUGCCGCUUGAUUGUUUGACGGCUCAGAACGAGCCCGAUCGAUGAUCGCGAUCAGCGUAAAACAAAGCUGUUAACCAGCGGCCGUUAUUUAAAGGUGCGAUUUGUUCUUCAACCUCGUUGCUCAGCUUCCUCGACGAUAAAGCGCUACCUACACAUCCAUCGAUUGGCCUUUUCGAUGUUGAUAACCGUCGACAAGUAACAACGCCGGUUACAGAUACUUGAUUCUCGAAAGAGAUCGGUUAUGAUUCGAUUGGAAGUAUCCAAUUGAUGAAACUGUUUCUCCCACGAGUAUAUAAGUACGCUCCAAACACUUUGCAUAUAUUAUAAUAAUUAUUAUUACAUUACCGAUGUUAUUUCUUGUUGCCCCAAUGCGAACCGUCGCGACCGUCAUGAAAAUUGAUGGUUGUCGAGUUCCGUAUAGUGACGUAAUCGUCAUUGCGAGGUUCCAUUACACUAGAAUAAAAAUAAACGCGCAUCACCAUGAUUAUUUCGUUAGCGUCAUCGUACAUCAAUAUACUUUGCACAAUGUCAAUUUCUAAUAAAUGAAAGGAGCCAAGUUAUAUCGGCACACACACGCGCACACGCGCGCACGCGCACACACACACACACACACACACACACACACACACACACACACUCGAUCAUUGUUAACGCAAGCUCGUUUUUAGUCGAGCUGAUCGAUUUUUAGUAAAACGCUCGCGAGAAACCAUCAUUCUCAUAAUACGGCGCCAAAAAUCCGUCGUGUUUUUAUAUAGUCGGUAUUUGACAUUCUUUUUCCUUUUUACUCUGUGACAUAAGAUACCUAGAUAGAUAUUUUGCUACGACCGUACGAUGACUCGCGGUCACGCGUACAAAGACGAGAAAAUUGCUAUCGACUUCGAAGUAAACACAUGCAAGAUAUUUGAUUACGUAGAAACGACACCGUAUAAUAGAGAUGUUAGAACAAAUAUAAGUGCAUACCGUUGCGGCAACAAAUAUAUAGCUUUUUUUUUUAAACUGCCACUGAUAUGCGAAAUGCUUUUAACUAUUUUAAACAUAUCUUGACCAGAACAAUGAGAGAUCAACAUCAUUACGAAGACUUGUUUUAAAAAAAUCUGCGCUACAAUUACAGUCUAUUUUAAUGAAAUAUCUCUACGUAUCUUAUACAUAUUGUCACAGAAUCAACAUUUGACAAAUUUUGAAGGCAUUGGCAACUUAAUGAACUAUCUGAAGCUAUCAAUCUAAUAUACGAUACAAAAAUAUAACCAUUGAAAUGUAAAUUAGAGUCAUUGAAAAUUUAUGUAGAAAUAUACGUAUAAAAAUUCAGAGAUAAAUUGCCAAUUGAUGACGAUAAAACAUCAAUUUUAAGUUUCAUCCGAUAUAUAUUUACAAUACAUCUUGAAAAUAAUAUAUAAAAUAGUGAGCAAGAUAAUUAGCAGUAUGUCAAGUAUACACUUUGUCAAAUAUAUUCAAGCGGAACAUCACAGCAGAUUGACUGCAUUUGAAUCAGUUCACUUUCUGCUAACUUCGCUAUAAUCUUGAAAGCUGAUAAAUUGCAGAUGUAGACUACUUACAAGUAAUUUACCAGAUCAUCAAAAAUCGCGAAUGAAAUGGAAUACAUUAUUUGAUUGGUCAAGGAGUAAUAUAUUCUUUUUGGUUUCUGCCAUAUUGUCAAACGACAAAACUUAUAGCAGUAAUUUUGCAAAAUGCACUUUCGAUAAUUUCAUUGUCUGGAUAUUUGUGGAAGAUCGUUUCAUGUCUAAAAAUAUGAUUAAUUCUCUCGAUAGUUGUACUUUUGAACUGAUAAUUCAUCAUUGCCCAUGCCUUCGAGAUGACGGUGAUAUACUGUCUUGUUUUAUUUAGUCAAUCACCCCUUUAAACUAAUUUAUAAAAUCAGAGCGAGCUUCUCCCUUUCUGUUUUAAAAUCAAUGCUGUCGUGCUUCGAGAAUAAGAGAUAACU